GAUCCUGGUGAUGCAGCCCAACAGGAAGCAAAGCAAAGGGAAACCGAAAUGAGAAACAGUAUCUUAGCCCAAGUUCUGGAUCAGUCAGCCCGGGCCAGGUUAAGUAACUUAGCACUUGUGAAGCCUGAAAAAACAAAAGCAGUGGAGAACUACCUUAUACAGAUGGCGCGGUACGGACAGCUAAGCGGGAAGGUGUCUGAACAAGGUUUAAUAGAAAUACUUGAGAAAGUCAGCCAACAGACAGAAAAGAAAACAACAGUUAAAUUCAACAGAAGAAAAGUGAUGGACUCCGAUGAAGAUGACGAUUACUAAGAGGAGAUGCUUAAACAGACUUUCGGAGCAGUGUCUAGGGCAAUUACAACCUUUCAAUGUUUACUUUGUUUAUUAUCUAUAUGUGUCUUUUAAAAAAAUAAACUUGUUACUCAAACUAAAGCAGUUUGGGUGUUUCAGAACCACAGGCAACUCACAAGAAGAUACUGUUUUGGGUGAUCGUUUGCUUCCUCCCGAAAGCUUUCAAAUGGUGACAGUCAGUGCAAGUUAUCCAUUGCAACUGGACAUUAACAUGAGGCGGAGGACUAGAAGCUGUGCCAGCAGGCCUCAGCGCCAGAGACAUCGAGGGAACGAAAACCCUGGGCAACCGAGUCAGCUUUCAGAUCUGAGCACAUCCAGCAUUCUUCAGGCAGAACUUGCAAAAGCAAGGACAUGUCCUUUCCCUGCAGAUAGCAUUUCAAAUUCCCAGCUUUUGAUUUAAUUACUUUUCAGAAGCCUUGAGUUUCCAUUAUACAACAAAUACCACUCUGAUCCAAAACAACUGGAGUGUUACUUUCUCAAAGUAACUAGGACAUCCUUCAGGAACUGUUGAACAGAGACGUUUACAAGAGGAGUAGGCUGGACUGAUGGUUGACUACCAACGAGCACAGGACACAAGUUCUCUAUCAGCACCGCGUUGGGCAGCUGACGACAGCCUGUACCUCCAGCUCCAGGGGAUCAGACACCCCCUGGCCCUAGAAGCCUCCGCAUGGAAUCCUUACAAGCACACACAUAUACCUGAUAAAAAUAAAUUCUAAAAAAUGCAAAUAACUGAAUUGUCAGUUUGUGUUCAGGAUUGCACCGUCAGAGUUGGAAUCUGCUGAAGGGUUUUGUAGGUGGUUUUGUGGAAUAUAUAUUGGGUUUGCUGUCACUCUUCUGUCUAAAGCUGGUCUCAACUCUGCCUUUAGCCGAGGAUGGCCUCAGGCUCAUGAUCUUCCUGCUUCCACAACUGUAGUGCUGACAGGACAUACGUGUACCACCACACCUGGUCUGUGUGGUGCUGGGACUUGGACACAGAACUUCACGAGUGCUAAAUGAACAAUGCUAACUGAGGCACAGCCUUAAAUUUGCUUUGUGACUCAUGAAAUGCUUGAAAAAUAACCAACAUGUAUCUGCAAAUUUUGUUACAUGUUUCAUUAAAGUCACCAGUCCUAAUGGCUGAGGUGUAUUGGA
Molecule: messenger RNA, 1482 nt
Organism: Cricetulus griseus (Chinese hamster)
Lineage: Eukaryota; Metazoa; Chordata; Mammalia; Rodentia; Cricetidae
Source: RefSeq, a predicted model, not a curated record